Molecule: messenger RNA, 4594 nt
Organism: Anolis carolinensis (green anole)
Lineage: Eukaryota; Metazoa; Chordata; Lepidosauria; Squamata; Anolidae
Gene: xrcc1
Product: X-ray repair cross complementing 1
Exons: 17
Coding region: 73-2043 (656 amino acids)
Biological process (GO): base-excision repair; double-strand break repair via nonhomologous end joining; single strand break repair
Cellular component (GO): nucleus
Molecular function (GO): damaged DNA binding
Source: RefSeq, a predicted model, not a curated record
CCGCCAUUGUUUCCGGGUGACGGGCGGAGUUUUGCUGCCGGGGUCACGUCGGCGACGGAAAGUGGCGGGGAGAUGCCGGAGAUUGGGAUCCGACAUGUGGCGUCCGCGAGCAGCUCCGACCCGACUCACUGUGCUGAGAACCUGCUCAAAGCGGACACCUAUCGCAAGUGGAAAGCUGCCCAGGCUGGAGAGAAACAAAUCUCUGUCAUAUUACAGUUUGAAAAAGAGGAGCAGAUUCACAGCAUCGAUAUUGGCAAUGAAGGCUCUGCAUUUGUGGAAGUCUUGGCUGGGAGCUCUGCGUCUUCCAUUGAGCAAAACUAUGAGGUUUUGCUGGUCACGUCCUCCUUUAUGUCCCCCUCAGAGAGCAAGAAUGGAACCAACCUGAACAGGGUCCGUAUGUUUGGACCCGAUAAGCUUGUGAAGGCCACAGCUGAAAGGAAGUGGGACCGGGUGAAAAUUGUUUGUACUCAGCCCUAUACCAAGUCCAUAGCUUACGGCCUUUCCUUUGUGAGGUUCCACUCGCCUCCAGACAACAAUGAGAUUCAUUCCAAAACAAGUUCACCAAAGGUCACCAAGUUGGGCCAGUUCAAGGUGAAGGACGAUGACAGCAACUCCAGCUCUUUGAAACCCGGUGCUUUGUUCUUCAGCCGUGCCAGCAAACCUUUGGCCUCCGCACCUAAAGCCCUUCAGAAUGACCAGUCCUCACCCAGUUAUGCUGCUGCUUCACUGCAAACCAGCAUGUCCAGUUCCCCUGACCCUUUGCCAUCAGCUGCAGAAAAACCCGCUCCCAAAAUCUCUCCCAAGGACCCUACGCCUGUCAAGAGGAAGUAUGAGUUAAGCAAGGAAAAUACCAGUGUCUCAUCUGUGGCCAAGAAAUCAGACCCUGAUACACCCCGCCCUAUGAAUCCACCCUCCAAGAAACACAAAGCUUCCCCAUCAGCACCAGCUUCCCAAAAGACACCACCUUCCAAAAAGCCCCCACAAACACAAACUUCAGAAGGGACAGCAAAUGGCUCUUUCCAGCAUCUCCUUCAGGGCACCGUGUUUGUGUUGAGUGGAUUCCAGAACCCCUUCCGCUCAGAGCUGCGGGACAAGGCCCUUGAGAUGGGGGCCAAAUACCGGCCGGACUGGACUCCUGACAGCACUCAUCUCAUCUGUGCCUUUGCCAACACCCCUAAAUACAGCCAGGUGAAGGGACUUGGGGGUAUCAUUGUGCGCAAGGAGUGGAUCCUGGAUUGUUACCACACACGGCGAUGCCUGCCCUGCAAACGCUACCUGAUGGUCAGCUCUGAAUCCUCCAGCAGUGAGCAGGAAGAUGAGAGUGAUGAAGAAGAAGUCUCUGUCCGACACCAGAAGCCUCUUAAACAUCAGCAGAAAGCUAACCUUCCCAGCUCCAACCACAAGGCCAAAGCCCCUACCAGCCCUAAAGUAACCCUGACAGCAGCAAGAAGAGAGCCCCCUGAAAAGGAGGAAGAGCCCAGCACCUCUCAGAAUAGCAGCAUCCAUAACAAUUCACGGGUUUCAGCAGUCGACUCUGCAGCAUCUACUGAUGAUGAAGACCCCACAGGUGUUCAAGGCAAUGGAGAUGAGGAGUCUGGUGAUACUGAUGAUGAGCUGAGGAGAGUGGAAGAGGAGCAUCGCAAAAAGCAACAAGGAGGGCGGAGGGCAGAACCAGAUGACGAUCCAUAUGCUGGCUCCACAGAUGAGAACACAGAUGUUGAAGAAAAGGAGGAGCCAGAUCAACCUAUUCCAGAGUUGCCUGAUUUAUUUGAGGGCAAACACUUCUUCCUUUACGGUGAAUUCCCAUCUAAUGAGCGACGCCUCCUGAACCGCUACAUCAUAGCUUUUAAUGGGGAAGUGGAGGACUACAUGAACGAGCGAGUGAAUUACGUGAUCACGGCUCAAGAGUGGGAUGACACUUUUGAGGAGGCUCUGAACGAAAAUGCCAACCUGUCUUUUGUGCGUCCCCGCUGGAUCUACAACUGCAACGAGAGGCAGAAACUGAUCCCUCACCAGCCGUAUGUUGUGGUGCCACGAUUGUAGGAGGCCUUCUUGCAGGCUUUUGUGUAUCUUGCAUUCUCCCACUGGAGUAAACUAUCCUCCUUCCUUUGGACCACUUGGCCUCCAAACCACACCUAAUUCUUGUCAGAGGGUUCCAACCUGUUUUGAAGGCCUUCUUCAACGUAGCAGCAUCUUUAAACAGCUAUCUCAGGCUGCAUCAGAGGGAAAUUUGUUUUGGAAAGCAAUUCCUGUCCUGGAGAAUUAGGGUCAAGAGCUCCAUGGCCUUACUAUGUAUUGCUCCGGAUUGGGCCUAGUAUGAAUUCCGUGGCUUUGGAAGGUGGAAUGAUAAGCGCAUCAGUUUCAGGGACCAGGACUGAACUGAGAAAGGGAGAUGUAUUAACACACACAUAUUUCACACUUCCGUGAUUUGUUGUUUUGGGAUCUUCUCUUCAUUCUUGUAUUUACAUUUUUCUUUUUGUUUCUUAUCCCUAUCCUCUCUAUUCCCACUCAACCGUUUCAUAGGAGACUUGACAUGUCCUUGCUGAAUGUGUUUCCUUGUGGAAUUUGAUUCCGUAAUAUUUGAAACACCUAGAACUGUGUGUUUUCUCUCCUGUUUUGUUGGAUUGUACAUGGUUUUAUAAGAUCUGAUAUCUCUCCUACUUAGGCAGUGAAGACUGGAUCACCUUACAUUUUUGUAAAAACAAUAUUUGCUGCUUCCAUUAGGGUGCGCUGCUGAAUUUGAACACGUCCAUAUGUAUGCCUAGCCGAGUCUGUCUUUAAUAUUCAGAAAUUUACUUCCUUCUGCGUGCAUUUGUUAACUUCUGUUUUACCUCUCUGCAGAACACUUAAACACAAUAAUAGCCUAACUAAUCAGCAGCCAACAUCCAAUACUGGCUGGUAUUUUUCAAAUUCCACAUUUUAGUUCAUGUACCUCUAAGUUGUAUGCAUAUGUUCAGUUCUGUAUAUCUCCCAUUAAAGGUAUGAUAGGUAAGUGGGCAUUCUUCAGUAGCCAAGCUAAAGAGUGUGCUUGGCCCAAAUGCCAAGCUCUUUUUAAUGCCAAAAGUUCUCUCACUGACACAACACAUUGGAAACAUUUGUUUCAAGAAACCAUGCUGUAUUAAGAUUGCACAUCAGUGGCUGUGGUCAAAACCCAUUUCCACAAUUGUUCUGUGGGUGCAGAUGGAAGCUGAGGUGACAUGCCAUUCACAUCUUAAAAUAUAUCGCUGGUUAUUUCUAGGCGUGCAGAAGUCCAUCAUGAAAUAUAGUCCUGGUAUUGGGAAUAUUCAGAUUUGGGACACAAGAUUUUCAUGAAUGAAUCCACAUUGUUAUAGAUAGAUCAGUUUCAGCAAGGUGUUAAUCGGUUUGGCAUGCCUCUCUAAACUUCACUGCAGCAAACCAGUAAAAAAACAAAUCCCCUACUAGCUCAGCCUCCCUAAAAAUACUUGUAUAGGUGCUACAACCUCCUUCCCUGCUUGUCCAAGUUCAUGCUCCUUCUUCCCUCCGGCUGUGAACUGGACUGAGAGGCUUUGAAUAAUCUACCUCGUUUUUACAGCUCAUUCUUGCCCUAGGUGUUGCUCUCAGUAUUGGGCAUCACGUCCAGAAGUCUUCUCCUGUUUUCGUGUACCGAACAGAUGAGUCAGGGGAGCUUUCCAUCUUUGAAAAGAUACUGAAAGUGUCAGCCACAGCUUUCCUAGAGAGCAACUCUUGCUCCUUGCAGUAGUGACCUGAUCCCAGAUUAUCUGCUUCCCUGUUGCUAGGAUAAGCAGAUAACCUGAAAUCAUAUCCUGGGAUGUAGGGAAGUAUAGAUCCAGCCUAAAAUCCAGUUGGAUGCAUUAAACUGCAUUAUAUGGCAGUAUACCAGACAUAAGCAAACUUCAGCCAUGCAGGUGUUUUGGACUCCAACUCCCACAAUUCCUAACAGUCCAAAACACCUCCGGGGCCAAAGUUUGCCUGUGCCUGAUCUAUAGUGUUGUCUUCAUCCCAGCUCUGCAAAAGGUUGCUUUAAGGUGCCAGAUUUCAACCUUGAGAUUUCUCUCCCCAUCCUUAAUGUUGACGCUGAUGCUGGGAGUACUGUCCAGAAAUGCUUCCAACCUGUGUCAGUUCUAACAAAUUUGUCCUUGAACAAAUCAAAUUAGUGAGGGAAAAACAAGAACUUAUUUUAUUUCCAGCUGUUAGCAGUAAGGUAUAAUGCAGAGGACCCCCAGCUUCAGUCAGAUGCCUCUAUGGCAUGAAAAAUCAUUUUUCUCAAGCAUUAGCAUUCUUCAACUGGGAAAUGUUACACCUCCCUGCCUAGGUGCUACUGAAGGAGUAUAUUCCUACGUGGAAAGUGUCAACAGGUAAAAUUUCUCAACGGGAUGUAAUUACCAUUUGGAGAGACAGGGAGAAAUGGCGUAGAAGUUUAAACCAGGUUUGUAUUGCAGUUCUUGUGCUCCAUGACUUAAGGGCUUUGGUUUUUUACAAGUUAUCAUUGUUAGCACCCAGCACCUCAGAAGUGGUGACAAAAUACCUUCCGGGAUGUAUCUAUGUCUCUUCCUUUCCCAAACCCCAGCAAUAGGGUUUGUUGUGUUUUUUAAAAAUAAAACAAAAUCUGAGA